Pedinophyceae sp. YPF-701 is the source of this 603-nucleotide messenger RNA. Lineage: Eukaryota; Viridiplantae; Chlorophyta; Pedinophyceae. The record is from the annotation of a GenBank genome assembly.
AUGUACUGCUCAACUGAGUGCCAGAAGAGCGACUGGCCGCGGCACAAGAAGGAGUGCAAGCACAUUGCCAGACUAGGGCUGUGGGGCUGCCCGUUCACCGACGAACAGAUGCUCGCGCGGCAGCCACUGGGCACCGCGGGGGUCGCGGACGCGCCGGCGCGCGACGGGCCGCGCGAGUGCGGCAUCUGCGGGCGGACGUCGCCGCUGAAGCGCACGGCGUGCUGCGGGGAGUGGGUGUGCGACCGUGACGACGAGUACGAGUUGAUGAGCUACUCGCGGGAGUUCUGCCACCGGUCGCACGAGCGGUACACGAUCUGCGGCACGCACCACUCGGACAGGAACCACCGCGGCGACCAGGACUGGCGCACGUGCGGCGUGUGCGAGGCGGAUUUCGCUGGCCAGAUCCCCGGGACGCGGCUGUGGUACUCCACGAACGGAUACAACUUCGUCCCGGGGCUCGAGGCGCAGUACCCGAAGGGCUCGUUCAUCACCACCGAGUGCUGCGAGUGCCGCCGGCGCCUGUACCUAGGCACGGAGAGCUACUCGGCCAAGGCCGGCAACGGCGUGUUCCUGUACUCGUGCGAUGCGUGCUCGUUCCGGUGA